CCCGCGUCGACGGUUCAGUGGCAGUGUCGUCAGCUCGGAUCGCGUUUUUCACGUCCCCGCCUUCGUCGACGUCGACCAUCAUGAAGUAAAACCCCUCGGCUGAGAAUUCCCUCUCUCGUCGUCCAGGAAAACUCCACGGGAAUUGUGCCUAAGGAUAGCGGAGGGAUUGGCGCUUUGGGUCUAUUAUGAUAGACCCGAGUUCAUCGGAGGAGGAGAGUGAUGAGGACCAAAGGCACGGCCACGCUCCCUCGAACCCCCCGCGGGAUCCCCGGAGGGGGCCCACCACCCACCCGGCCACUCAGCACCAUGUACAGGAACCUCCCGCCACUACCCUCGACGCCCCUUACUCCACCACCGCCAUGCCCAGCCGAUCCCUGUCGCCAGGAAGCGCAGUUUCGAUGGAAACAUCGAGUCUCAGCGCAGGGAUGGGCGUGGGUGGAACCUCGAGAACCAACUCCAUCCCGAGGCCGACGAGCCCUAGUCCCUCCGUCGUCAGCGAAAAGACUGAAGUUGACCUCCAGGAUAAACAGGAAAAGGAGGAAGAGGAAAGGAAGCGGCGGAUACAACUGUACGUGUUCAUCUCGAGAUGCAUCGCUUACCCUUUCAACUCCAAACAACCGACCGACAUGACGCGGAGGCCGACGAAAAUCACCAAACAGCAACUGGAAGCAAUACAAGGCCGAUUUCAGAGUUUUCUGAAAGGAGACACCCAGAUAAUGGCGGAUGAAGCUUUUCAGAAUGCUGUCAAUAGUUAUUAUGAAGUGUUCUUACGGUCUGAUAGGGUUUCAAAAAUGGUUCAAUCUGGUGCCUGUUCUCAACAUGAUUUCCGUGAAGUCUUCAGAAAUAAUAUAGAAAAAAGGGUUCGAUCCUUACCAGAAAUAGAUGGUCUUAGUAAAGAAACCGUUUUAGCUUCAUGGAUGGCUAAAUUUGACUGUAUAUUAAAAAUUGGAGAUGAAGAUUCAAAGAGGCCUUCGAGGAUGCAGCAAAACACCCUUAAUAGUGAAUUAAUCCUUUCAAAGGAGCAGCUGUAUGAUAUGUUUCAGCAAAUUCUAAGUGUAAAAAAAUUUGAACACCAACUACUUUUUAAUGCCUUACAGUUGGAUUCUGCAGAUGAGCAAGCUGCUGCAAUACGAAGAGAACUUGACGGUCGUAUGCAGAAAGUUGCAGAGAUGGAAAGGAAUCGCAAGUUAAUGCCACGGUUUGUCUUAAAAGAAAUGGAAUCUUUGUACAUAGAGGAAUUGAAGAGCUCCAUAAACACGUUGAUGGCUAAUCUUGAGUCGUUACCAGUAUCAAAAGGUGCCUCCGAUUCAAAGUAUGGGUUGCAGAAACUCAAACGACAAAAUCACAGUUUACUUUUUUCGGCUCUGCGGUCGAGAUCGUCUCAUAGUCGAAGGAGAAGCUCUAUCUUGAGAUCCCAAAGCUCACUCGUUAAGCUAGAUGGUGAUUCGGCAGAGAAUGAUACGCAGCUAACGAAAAUGGAUGUUGUCCUUACUUUUCAAUUAGAGGUUUUAGUAAUGGAAGUACAAGGUUUAAAAUCUUUAGCACCAAGUCGAAUUGUUUACUGUACGAUGGAAGUGGAAGGUGGUGAGAAACUGCAAACGGAUCAGGCUGAGGCUGCAAAACCUACGUGGGACACCCAAGGUGAUUUUUCCACGACGCAUCCUCUUCCUGCUGUAAAAAUUAAAUUAUACACGGAAAAUCCGGGUAUGUUAGCAUUAGAAGAUAAAGAAUUAGGCAAAGUUAUUUUAAGGCCAACGCCUUUAUCUCCCAAGGGUCCAGAAUGGCAUAAAAUGACUAUUCCUAAAAAUUGUGCGGAUCAAGACUUAAGGAUCAAAAUUGCCUGUAGAAUGGACAAGCCUUUAAAUAUGAAGCAUUGCGGGUAUUUAUACGCUCAGGGAAAGAAUGUCUGGAAGAAGUGGAAAAAGCGGUGGCAGGUUCUAGUUCAAGUUUCGCAAUAUACUUUUGCUCUUUGUAGUUAUAAAGAAAAAAAAUCGGAGCCCUCGGAAAUGAUGCAGUUGGAUGGAUAUACUGUAGAUUAUAUUGAGGCUGCAAGUGCUAACAUGAUGGUUGGAAUGGACCUGGAAGGUGGCCGUUAUUUUUUCAAUGCUGUCAAAGAGGGCGACAGCAUCCUUCUUGCCUGUGAUGAUGAAAGCGAGUGUCAUUUGUGGGUCAUGGCCAUGUACCGUGCUACGGGUCAGUCCCACAAACCCACACCCCUUGUAACUCCUGCUGCCAAAAACUCGACAAUAUCCAAAAUUCAAGGAGAUGCUGAUAAAGCUAGGAAACAUGGAAUGGAGGAAUUCAUUUCAGCAGAUCCUUGUAAAUUUGAUCAUGCCUCCUUGUUCAAAACGCUUCAAACAUUAACAUUAGAUUAUAGGCUUAAUGAUCCCUACUGUUCAUUGGGGUGGUUCAGUCCUGGCCAAGUUUUCGUCCUUGAUGAGUACUGUGCAAGGUACGGUGUUAGAGGAUGCUUCCGGCAUCUGUGCUAUUUGCACGAUCUCCUGGAUCGAGCGGAGAAGAACAUCAUGAUAGAUCCAACUUUAAUUCACUUUAGCUUUGCGUUUUGUGCCAGUCAUGUCCAUGGCAACAGCACGGAGGUAUUAGAAGACAAUACACCUGUACCCAGGCCGGAUAAAGUUGGCACUGUGACGCACGAAGAGAAGGACAAGUUCCAGGAAAUCAAAGAACGUCUUAGAAUCCUUUUAGAAAAUCAAAUCACCAACUUUAGGUUUUGUUUUCCAUUUGGAAGGCCUGAAGGAUCUUUAAAAUCAACUUUGUCCCUGUUGGAAAGGGUAUUAAUGAAGGAUGGUGUCACUCCUGUGCCUCUUGAAGAUGUUCGCGGUGUAAUAAAGAAGUGCCUCGAAUCUGCUGCCUUGGUCAACUACACGAGGCUCUCUGCGGAAGCAAAAAUAGAAGAUGAUUUGAAUGGUGAGAACAUCGUAUCCCCAAGCAAGAAACUUGAAGAUCUAAUCCACCUAGCUGAACUCUGCGUUGACUUGCUACAACAAAAUGAAGAACACUACGCUGAAGCUUACAGAUCGGACAAAGCCUUUGCGUGGUUUAGUGAUCUACUCGUAGAACAUGCUGAGAUCUUCUGGUCCUUAUUUGGGACUGAUAUGGAUCAAGUUCUAGCUGAGCAAGCUCCGGAUACCUGGGAUUCUUUCCCUCUUUUCCAAAUUCUAAACGACUAUCUUCGAGCGGAUGAUAAUCUGAGGAAUGGUCGAUUCCAUCAACACCUUCGAGAAACUUUUGCGCCUUUAGUUGUAAGAUAUGUUGAUUUGAUGGAGUCAUCUAUUGCUCAAUCGAUUCAUAAAGGAUUUGAAAAAGAACGAUGGGAAAUCAAAGGGAAUGGUUGCGCAAUAUCAGAAGACUUAUUUUGGAAAUUGGAUGCCUUGCAAUCUUUCAUUCGGGAUCUUCAUUGGCCUGAUGCCGAUUUCCGAGUCCAUCUUGAGCAAAGACUCAAAUCCAUGGCUUGUGAUAUGAUCGAGUCUUGUAUUCAAAGAACUGAAACAGCGUAUCACCAGUGGUUGAAGAAAGGGGUGACGUUUAUCUCAACUGAUUACAUCAUCCCGUCAGAGAUGUGUGCCAUGAUCAAUGUCAUACUCGAUGCGAAAAAUCAAUCUUUCAAACUUUGCUCAGUCGAUGGUGUGGAUAUCUAUAAGUUUCACUCUAAAAUUGACGAUCAGAUCGAAAAAGCGACUGCAAACAUGACUCAAGGAUUAAUCAGCAAGUUAGUUUCAGUAUUGGAAGCAACAUUAUCGAAGUUGUCCCGAUACGAUGAAGGAAGCCUUAUUGGAUCCAUUUUAAGUUUUACGAAUGUUUCAGGUUCUGGGAAGGAAAUGGGCCAAGCAUAUGUAAAUUUUACCCGGAACUGUAUGGAUCAAAUCAGAAGUAAAGUUAACGAUGAACUUUGGAUUCUCAACUUCUUUGAGACCUGGUAUACUGCCCAAGUCCAGCUCCUGUGUAAUUUUCUUUCGGAGCGUUUGGACCACUCGCUUCAUCCUUAUCAGUGCACCUGCCUUGUUCAAAUAAACAAGAAAUUGUAUCCUGAUUUUGAACUGCAAGGGGUGAUGGAAGACAAGUUGAAUUCUAAAACGUAUCAAACUAUUGCUGCUCGGCUGCAGACGGAAGAAGCCACUUGUGCACUAACAAUGAAUACUCAGGGUGGAGAUGAUGAUUUCGGAGAUGAUGAGGAUGAAGAUAAGAAACCAAAAGUGACAAUAAGAGAGACGCUCGGCGGUGAAGACAAGGACAUUGUCGGAAAGGUAUCCAACAUCACGAGUAAUGUUGUCGGCAAAGUGGGAAACGUCUUCGGCAAAGGAAUUGGCGGACUUGCGAGUAAAAUGGGAGGUCCAAGUUGGUUUUAAGCCCGUUAUUUUCUCCAGGUUUGUUUUCCGUUUUGUUCAGUGAUGAACCGCGGUUUUUGUUUUUUGCUUUUUCUUCUUCGUGAGGUAUCACUUUCCAUAGGUUUUUGCAUUCUCCAAUCGAAUGGGAAAAUCCUUGAAGCGAAAUUCAAUUGAAGGAUGGUGGAGCAGAUUUGAUACGAGCAGACUUCGUAAUAAUCUCGAUAAGUCGUCAAAAUUAAACCAACUUUCUAUUUGCUCUCGUGGUUUACGGUGGAAAAAUUUUAUUUCCGAUCAGAAUCAAAUCUUGUGGAAAAAAUUCAAAAGAAAGCUAACUUGUUCAUCGCUGAACAUCCGUUUUUCGAAAUUUUCUUAUCCAGCCAGAAGAGAUGCCAGCAAAAAGCCAAAUUCGAAUCCUUCGAACCAUGAUAUCCACCAAUUGUCGCAAAGCUCGUGCUUUUUAUCAGUCUUGUACAUAAACUGGUACUUCAGGAUUCGCUCUUUUGAGGACCUGUAGCCGGUGCCUCUAUUGCACUUCAGCGAAAUCAAAAUGUUGGUCUCUGUGACAAUUUUCGGCUCGGUGGGAUCAGCGGUGAACGGUGAAAAAACAUCGACAGUAGUAGAUCGCUUUUUCAUCGCCUUCAAGGCAAAAAUUCUAAAGAAAGUGGUAUCCUCUCUGAAUUUUCAUUUUUCAUUUAGCUCUGAAUGAUCCACCUUAAUUAAUAAACUCCUCUCCUAUCCUCCAAAACUUUCAAAUUCGUUCAAUAAUCGUGAAGACUCACAAGAAGCCACUAAACGUUGCUGAUUGUGUAUUAAUUUGCUAAGGCAUACGAAUAAAUUUGUAAAAAAAUAAAUAGUGUAGCUAGUCAUCGAUAUUUUUUUAUUUAUAGAGUUUUCUUAAUUUUAUAAUGUCAUAAUUAUUUAGAGACGCAAAA
Molecule: messenger RNA, 5278 nt
Organism: Bemisia tabaci
Lineage: Eukaryota; Metazoa; Arthropoda; Insecta; Hemiptera; Aleyrodidae
Source: RefSeq, a predicted model, not a curated record